This is a messenger RNA of Nicrophorus vespilloides, 4034 nucleotides long. RefSeq names its product inactive dipeptidyl peptidase 10. Gene Ontology annotation, molecular function: serine-type peptidase activity; dipeptidyl-peptidase activity. Gene Ontology annotation, biological process: proteolysis. The transcript is spliced from 12 exons. The record is from RefSeq and is a predicted model, not a curated record. Lineage: Eukaryota; Metazoa; Arthropoda; Insecta; Coleoptera; Silphidae. Bases 462 to 3074 code for a protein of 870 amino acids.
UCGGGAAGCUCUCUGGUUCAGUUGCUCCAGACGCGUGCUAGCGAACGGUUCGCACCUCGGCAACACCCACGCACACGGCAUCCAUCCAUAACAUAAAUGAACCAACAAAUAAAACUAGAAGCUUUUCUACACGAUUCGUUUAAAUUGAAACGUUGAAAACACAAGAAACGCCUUGCUGUGAUCCAAAGAUGAAACCGACGUAACAAAAUUUAAAAAGAAACAACAAGAAUUUAACAAAAAUAAACCGUUUAAGUAAUUAAAUAAGUGCUAUGCUCAAUGUCGUUUUAGAUACAUAAUUGAUAUAAUCCUAAUAUUGAUGUCCAUUUAUCGAUAGAUCUUUACACAUAUAUUUUAAUACAACUUUUUUGGACAACUGUGCGAGUUCGUGUCCCCUUUCCGUUUGUUGUUGUUGCUGUUCUUGUUGGAAAGCUUUGCAAACUCUAAAACAAUUCGUCCUUAAGAUGUCCAUCGAGCAACCGAAAUCGCCGAAAGUAGUGGAGGCCAAUAACGUUAUCCCACCGAAUGCCCUCAAGACUACCCCGAAAAAAUCUUCAAACGCACCCCAACAGCGUGUUACCAUUGCCGCUCCAUACGCUUACGAGGAGUUGGCUGUCAGUUCACCGAACGAGAGGAACUGGCGCGGAAUAUUCAUAGCCCUCCUGGUGAUCAUCGCCGUUCUCGGUCUCAUUGUCUUCAGCAUCGUGCUAGUUUCGCCGCCCGAGGAAGGGCCGAGGGUGAAAGGUCGAAAACCCAGUCUGGAGGACAUUUUCAUAAAACUGCCGCCUCCGGCCCGCUUCAACGGCUCCUGGAUAUCAGAUACUGAGUUCGUGUACAGGGACAGAUACGGCGGGAUAACGCUGUACAAUGCUGAAAACUUGACGACGGAAGUGCUAGUAACGAACAUUACGUUUAGACAAUACAACGCCAUUGAUUUUAAAAUAUCGAACGACUUGAAAUACGUGCUUCUUGUGACGGACGUCAUCGUAAUCCACGAGCACAGCAGACUUGCCAGAUAUUAUAUUUACGAAAGGGCGACAAGUUUUAAAAGGCCUUUAUCGCCGUUCGAGCUAGAUGAGAGUGCGCCCCAUCUGCAGUACGCCACUUGGUCGCCGGAUGGAAGGUCUGUGGUCUUUGUCUACGAGAACGAUAUCUAUUACAAGCCGAGGAUCCAGAAGGAUUUGGUAUGCAGGAUAACUAUGGACGGAGAUGCCGAUGUAAGGAACGGCGUUCCCGAUUGGCUAUAUGAGACAGAGAUCCUGCAUACCGGACACACUGUGUGGUUUUCACCGGAUGGCAUGUACCUUCUUUAUCUGACCAUAAACAACUCGCUGGUCGGCGAUUACAAAUAUCCUUGGUACGACAGCAGGAAUCCUGCCGCUAAGUAUCCUAAGAUCAAGAAUCUUAAAUAUCCCAAGGUGGAGACAAGAAAUCCGGAUGUAUCUGUGUGGAUGGUGAAUUUGACUACACCCAAGUUCCUCUUCCCCGUGCAACUGAGACCAACGAACAGUGUCGAACCGGGAAGUUACUUGACCAGCGCCAAAUUCUACAACGAUCAUCAAGUCUCUGUUGUUUGGUUGAAUAGGAGACAGAACAUAUCGGUUGUAUUAAAUUGCAGAUCGCAAAAUAAUUACAACUGCACGAACUUCCAUGUCGAGAGGGCAGUUUGUGAAACUUCGCCGGAAUUAUUGGAGGGUUGUGGAUGGACUGAGCCGAUAUUCCAUCCUAUAUUUUCCACGAACGGUCUUCGAGCGUUGAUCAGAUGUCCAGUGAAAGACGGAGAAAAUGGGGAUUACAUGCACGUGUGUCAGCUGCAAUCACGUAACGUGGUACCUUUGACGCACGGAGCUUUCGAAGUCACGCGGAUCCUAGCGUGGGAUGAAGAGAAUCACCUUAUUUAUGCAAUCGCGACAAACGAGGAGAAUCCAGGCGUGAGACACCUAUUCAAAAUUGGAGACACGAAUUCUACCCAAGCAUGGACCUGCAUGACAUGCCAACCGAAGAUCGACCUGAACAUGACGAUGUUCGAGGAUCUGACGAACGAAACCCUCCUAAACGACACGAUGUUCAUGAUUUACCGGUGCGAUUACAAUAACAUUAUCUUCAGCAGCAACUACAGGUACUACGUGCAUGAGUGCUUAGGGCCGAACGUGCCCGUCGUCUUCCUAGUGGAAACUUCCACGAAUUACCGUCUCAUAGUGCUAGACGCCGCUUCCAGUUUGCGUAACAAGGUGCGCAACCUUUCGAUGCCAAAGAUAAAGAAGUUCCAAGUGGACAUCGACGAAAGGGGCGCUUACAAAGCGCAAGUGAAGCUGCACCUGCCCCCUGUGCUGAGGGAAUACGAGGAUGUCGCAUUCCCUUUGAUACUUAUCAUUGAUUCCAAACCGGGAACACAAUCGGUCUCAGAGAAGUGGGAAGUGUCCUGGCCUUGGUACCUAGCCAGCACCAGAAACUACAUCGUCGCGCAGAUAGACGUACGCGGCUCCGGCUUCCAAGGGGAGAAAAUGCGACGGCAAAUUUACAACAACGUUGGCCAAACGGAGGUGACAGAUCAAUUGGCUGUGUUAACCUACUUGCGGGAUAACUUUAAAAAAUUCAUAGACCGCGAGAAAGUCUGCACGAUUGGAUCCGGAUACGGCGGCUAUGUUUCUGCAAUGUUAAUGCUCGAGGACAUCCACGAAGUGGUGAAUUGUUCAGUGAGCAUCUCGCCCAUAACGAACUGGCUCUACUACAAUUCGUACUUUGCCGAACGCUAUUUGGGAUAUCCCUCGGAGCAUUUCAUUCAAUACCAAAGGGCAGAUCUAACAAAGAGAGCCGGAAAUUUGGAUGGACGAAGGUAUAUGCUUGUACAUGGCACAGCCGACACCACGGUCAAUCCACAGCAUUCCAUGAUGUUCUCAAAAGCGAUGAUCGAUCAAGGCGUCAUGUUUCAGCAAUUAGUGUACCCGGAUGAAAAUCACGUAUUUAGUAAAAAAUCUCUGAUACAUCUCUACAAACAAAUCGACCUGUUCUUUAACGACAGUUUCGGACCGGCAGUGGAGGACUGGCAGGACGAAACCGAUUUUUUUAUACAGUAAAAACGGACAUCCUCCUCACGAAGAAAGAAUCAAGAGAGAGAGACCUUGCAUUCGGUAUCUACAUGGAUACAUAUAUAUAUUUUAUUAGUAUGACCGUAAUUAUGAAAAGAAGAAAUUUUGUAAUCAUAUCAAAAACGUGACAAACUAUAUGGAAUUAUUAAAGGUUCGUAGUUUAAGUAGAUUGAAAUGCUAUUUAUAUUUAUAUAUCUAUAUAUAUAUUUGGAAGGGAUCGAACUAUUAUCGUUGUUUUCUAAUGCGAUUUAGACUAGGUACAAAGGUUCAAAAAACAAAAGGAAAUACACAUAGACCAAUCGAAGAAGGAGAUAUUUAAAACAUUCCAUGUAAUUUAAACAAGAAAGUAAGAGAAAUAAAAGUUAUAUUUAUAAAUAUAGCGGAAAACUUCGAGUCAAGCGAUAUCUUUAGGAAAAGGUGAAGAAAUGAUGUAAUCUCUAAAUGUUAUUAUUUUAUCGAUGAGCGUAUUUCUAUUGGAAUUUAGUGUAAUUGAAAUAUAUUGAAUGUGAAAAAAAAAAUUAAAUAAAUAAAUAAAUAAAAACGUCCAAUUAUCCAUUUUGCUGAAUAUCAUUCGAAUUGCAAACAUUUUCGACGCAUUGUUUUAGAUGUUCUCUCACUAAUUUAUAUUGUAUCCUUGAUGUCUUUGAUCUGUUGAAAAGUUUGCCGUUUCGAAUCGUCUAUAAAAAAAUAUAUGUAUAUAUGUGCCUGACCUUAGCUUUAUUGUUGAUGAGAGUUUAUAAAAUUGUACUGUAUAGAAUCGUAUUGUUCCCGAUAAUUUUUUACAUGUCCCCCCGAAACCCGAUGAUACCUAAUUUGUAAUUGUAAUUUUUGUUCCUUUGGUCGCCUCGUGGUUAUAUUUAUCAUCGAUGAUGAAGAACAAAUUUGAUUAUUGUAAUACAAUUGUUAAUGUUAUUUGUAUGAUGUACUGAUAUUUGAAUGUGACACCAA